Oikopleura dioica is the source of this 384-nucleotide messenger RNA. NCBI's taxonomy places the organism in Eukaryota, Metazoa, Chordata, Appendicularia, Copelata, Oikopleuridae. The record is from the annotation of a GenBank genome assembly.
AUGAACCCAAGAGAAACUGAAGCUAUCGGCUAUGUCGAGGAGCACAAGCUCCAGCCACUCAUGCAGCAGCUGAUUGAAUUGACGACUUAUCAUCAGCCUGGAGAUCCAAGAGCAUUUAUGAUCGAGCAGCUCAAGCACCUGAUUUCUGCAAGAGAAAGCGGAACGGAACCUCCAACUCUCCUUGAAGCCAACAACUUUGCCGCUAUUUUCGGCCUCAUCGAUAUUACUGGUCGUGGAACCGUUUCAAAGGCAGAAGCCCAGUCAGCCCUGCGCAAAGUCGGCAUCGAAGCAGACCUUUUCGAAUCGGAACUGAUCACACGUGACCACUUCGUCAAAGCAGCAGAAGCCGAAUACAAAAAGCUCAAUAUCACCUUCAAGAACUGA